This is a messenger RNA of Soboliphyme baturini, 660 nucleotides long. NCBI's taxonomy places the organism in Eukaryota, Metazoa, Nematoda, Enoplea, Dioctophymatida, Soboliphymatidae. The record is from the annotation of a GenBank genome assembly.
AUGGCACAGACGUAUCAACAGCAGCGAGAGGGCGGCGGAGACCAGAAUUUUGACUACAUGUUUAAGAUCCUGAUCAUCGGCAACAGCAGUGUCGGCAAAACAUCAUUUCUUUUUCGUUACUGCGAUGAUUCGUUCACGUCGGCGUUCGUCUCUACGGUCGGCAUCGACUUCAAGGUGAAGACGGUGUUUCGAGGCGACAAGCGAGUCAAACUUCAAAUAUGGGACACAGCCGGCCAGGAACGGUACCGUACGAUCACGACCGCCUAUUACCGCGGUGCCAUGGGAUUCAUCCUCAUGUACGACAUCACCAACGAAGAAUCGUUCAACAGUGUACAAGACUGGUGUACGCAGAUCAAAACCUAUUCGUGGGACAAUGCUCAAGUAGUACUCGUCGGCAAUAAGUGCGACAUGGAAGAGGAGCGUGUUGUGUCGUAUGAACGCGGCAAGCAACUCGCCGAACAAUUAGGCUUGGAAUUUUUCGAAGCAUCCGCAAAGGAAAACGUCAACGUCAAGGCAGUCUUUGAGCGUUUAGUCGACAUAAUCUGUGACAAGAUGGCCGAAUCACUCGACUCGGAUCCGUCGAUGUCCCGUGCGAAAGGCACUCGUCUCACCGAUGCUUCCAGCACGUCACCGAAGUCUGCACAGUCCUGUAACUGUUGA